Chara braunii is the source of this 1466-nucleotide messenger RNA. The record is from the annotation of a GenBank genome assembly. Lineage: Eukaryota; Viridiplantae; Streptophyta; Charophyceae; Charales; Characeae.
CGAUAGUUGCGAUCGACUGUUUGCACCACUGUCCAUCGCCGUUUUGUGGACGUCCACUGUUGUCUUCUAGUUGUUGUCCUCGUCCACGUGCCUUUCAUGAUUGACGUCUUUCGGAGGCUACCGCUGUUGGUGCUGGUCGUCCUCUUGCUCCUCCUCUUAGUUGUGUUCCACGUGUGCAUCCUCGGCAACAUUCCACGACGUGCCUGCAGAAGACGGUCUUUGAAGAAGGACGUCAGGAUGGAGGGGCGCAAGGUGAUUUGCAGGUCUGCAGGGGAGCAGGGUGGUGGGCAGCGGUCUAGGCAGAGCCCGUCGAGGAGUUCAAGACCGUCGGAGCGGUCUGGGUACGUGCACCUGCCACCGCACUUGCAACCUUUGUCGGACACGUCCGACGAGGAGGCGGAUGACAGACGGUCACGGACCGUGCCGCUGGGAAGCAGGUCCACCCAGGAGUGGGCGACUACAGAGGUGUGUGGAAGCCGCGACGGCUGUUAUGGCCACUCCUACACCAAACUCCUCCAGCAGGGGCUCAGCGGCGACGAAGGCGAUGGCGGCGUGAAUUUGUCGUUCGGGUUGUGUAGCGGGAGGUCGUCGGCCGCCUCGCGAACGGUCAUCAUCACCCCCCAUCCCGACGACGACAGGGGGCAAGUGAUGGUUGUUGCGCGAUCAUUGAAGUCUCCAACGCCGGUCUUGGAGGCGUCGGGGAAUAACAGGGAUCCUCUGAGGCAGCAAUUCCAGUCGCCUUUUGUGUCAAGGGCCCGCCGUCGUGGUGAAUGCGGGGAGACGGAUUGUGGCAUCGCCGAUCUUGGUGAUGCACGGGACGGGAGGGAGGUGUGGGCAGAACACGGACGGGAGCUGCAGUCGGGGUGGGAGGAAUCCAUAACUCGGGGGGUGCAGCGACUACGUGUGGGGGAAAAGGAAAACGACAGCGACGCAACAGUCAUGGACGUGGACGAUCAAGAGUGGAACGACAACGACAGCGAAGGUGGGGAGGAGGACGCAGGCUACAUUUCCCCGUUCAAGCAAAGCAGCAUGGGAGGGAGGGGCGGGAAGACGAAGGCGUGUGGCCGCAAUGGUCGUCAGGGGGAAAAAGCGGCGGGGAAGGGGAGCAAUGCCGAAGGCGACCUUGAUGCGGAAGGAGGUCAUCAUUUCUGGUCCGCCGAUGACAUUAUAGCCCUCAUCCGGGCGAAACGUGACCAGGAUUCGCAUCUGCAGGGGAUGGGUCACGCGUACGCUCGGAUGCAGUUGCGAGAAUGGAAGUGGUUGAAUGUGGCGCAGAGGUUGAAGAAGGUGGGCGUGAACAGAGACGCAGAUCAGUGCUGGAAGAAGUGGGACAAUUUGAUGCAGCAGUUUAAGAAGGUUCAUCACUUCUAAGGCUUGUCCAGGAAACAAGACUAUUUCCAAUUUUGGGAAAGGAGAGGACGUCGAAGGGCUUCAAUUUCAACAUGGAUCGCGCUGUUUACGACGAG